CUAAUGGGAUGUCUGCAUCAUGUUGUACCCAGAGUACUUAUGCCAGAAUAGGAGAGCCUUUAAUUCUGUAAUUCUCUGAGGCAAGAAAAGCUUUCUGAAGAGUUACUUUAAAUUUAAACUCUCAUUCUAAUGUUAGGCAGCCUGUUGGAUCUCCGAGUUAAAAAUUGCUUCAGCUUUAGUUACUAGAGCCAGAUGUAACAUUGACCUUAAAUGGUAAAAGCUCCCAAGAGUGAAAGAGAGGCUGGCCCGAGGGGAAAGAGAAGAAUAACUGAAGUUUUAGGACGUUCCUGCCUACAGCAUUCCAACCAUCAGCCUGCUGAAUAUUCAUUAUUCUUUCACUUGUGCUAUAGAGCACUAUGCAGACCAUGAGAAUUCCAGCCCUUAAACUCCACUGAUAGGUGCACAAGGCUGGGAUUGUAGAUCUUCACCCACAUCCACUCUGCCUAUGCACCGCCGGGGAGCGCAGUGAUGAAUUGAUGAGGACACUGAUGUACUGAUGAGCACACUGAGGUAUUGAUGAGGACAGCCCCCUGAUUCCUGGGCAGUGUCACACCUGCAGAUCACGAGGCCUCCCAGCGCUUAUGCCUUCAGGCUAACUUGAAACAGAUACUGCCAGCAGUGCAUGGUCCUCUUAGUCCACAUUGCAGCUCCACGUGCUUCUCGCUGCUCACCAUGCCAACCUCACCUGAAGACAAGGGACAAGCAAAAGAGGCCCAGCACAACAGUUCUCCUCCAGCCAAAGACACAGCUAUUGAAGGGACAACAUGCAGCACACCUUCUAUUGUUCUGCCAGAGAAUGCUGUUACACCAGAUGCAGAAAUUGAUAAAAACCUGGUUAACAGGCCUCGGAGUCCUCAUAGGAGACAUUCCAACCGUGCCACCAGGAAUUCAACAAGUUCACUGACUUCUGUUGACAAUAGCGGCCAUGUGAUUGAUCUGGUGAAUGAUCCACUACCAGAUGUCAAAAUAUCAGAGGAAGACAAAAAGAAGAACCUUGAAUUGUUAGAAGAAGCAAAGAAAGUGAGUGAAAGGUUCCUGACACGCAGAGGCAGAAAGUCAAGAAGCAGCCUUUCAGAGUCACCCACAGCAGUUUCCCCUACUCUUAGUCCUAAAGUUUCACCCGUAGCAUCUCGGAGCAACUCUCUCACUCUUCCAUCAGGGUCUGAUGUAUGCCCAACCACUAAUAUUGAGUCAGUAUCUCCAGGGCAGAAUAACAGAAUUGUGAAAGAGGAUGACAGGCAAACUGCGGAGAAUGCUGCAAAAGGAUUAAUUGAUCGAAGGCAGAAUGAUCAAAGAAAGAUUUCUCAGGGAAGGUUGGUUCCUCGUUCUGCUGCCUUUGAAAACUCCAAAGAGAAGCUCUCUGACCAAAAGGAAAACUUUGAUCCACGUAAACAUAUGGAUUCUUUACCUAAAUUCUCCCCUUCAGCUGGUGACGGUGGCAGAAUGUCUCUUAAUACUUGUGUGAAUGUUUGUGAAAAUGAACUUGGAAAAUCAUUCCUCAAGAAAGUGAAAGAAAAUGAUGUUCCUUUAAGAACCCAUCUACCAGGACCAGGAAUAGGAAAUAUGGACUCAAAGCUAAAAAUUCCUGUUCCAGAAAUGAGGGACCAUAAAGUUCCAUGUAAACCAGAAUUUAAACUGUGUGGGCUGCGUCCUCCUUUAUUAAGGGCUGUGUCCUGGGAUAGCUUGGAGCCUGGACAGAAAGAGAAAAGCCCUUUAAAAUUACCAUGUGAGGAAGAUAAAAGCUUUCUUGGUAAUAAAUCCAGCAAUCAGUUAAAAGCCUUCAAAGACCUUCAAAUCCAAGUUCAGCCAGUUCGAAUGCAGAAGCUGACAAAGCUCAGAGAGGAGCAUAUUUUGAUGAGAAAUCAAAAUUUAGUUGGACUUAAACUUCCUGAACUUAGUGAAGCAGCAGAACAGGAAAAAGGCCCUUCACCUCUCCCUUCCCCCACUGAAGAGGAAGAGACAAAGAACAACUCUGAUGUCAUGCCCAGCAUUCCUGAUGUAUUGCUGCGAAAACUGCGAGUGCACAAAUCACUUCCAGGAAGUUCCCCACCACUCACUGAAAAAGAAGUUGAGAAUGUAUUUGUACAACUCUCCUUGGCCUUUAGAAAUGAUAGUUAUACAUUGGAAUCUAGAAUUCAGCAGGCAGAGAGAGAGAGAAAUCUUACAGAAGAGAAUGCUGAGAAGGAACUGGAAAACUUUAAAGCAGCCAUUACGUCUUCAGCUCACCUGUGGCACCACUAUGAGCACAGGGAAGCCUACCAGAAGCUGCUGGAGGACAUUGCGGUGCUGCGGCGUUUGGCCGCCAGGCUCUCGAGCCGCGCCGAGAUGGUUGGAGCCGUUCGCCAGGAGAAGCGUAUGUCAAAGGCAACAGAAGUAAUGAUGCAGUAUGUGGAAAAUCUGAAAAGGACAUAUGAAAAGGAUCAUGCUGAGCUAAUGGAGUUCAAGAAACUUGCCAAUCAGAAUUCUAGCAGGAGCUAUGGUGCAUCUGAAGAUGGGGUUCCUCGUUCAUCUAGAUCCAUGUCUCUCACUGUUGGAAAGAAUAUGCCUCGGAGGAGAGUCAGUGUUGCGGUUGUUCCUAAAUUUAACUCCUUGAACAUUCCUGGUCAGUCACCAACAGCUUCACCUAUACCUUCAAUGCCAUCCCUGUCUGAAUCACCCAGUAAUGGAAGGAGCAGCCUAACAUCUACUCCUGCUCUGCCAGCACUUCUAGAAAAUGGGAAGUCAAAUGGAGAGCCUGACUGUGAAACCUCAACUUCUGUGCUGACACAGAGUGGGUCGGAAGAGAUCAGUCCUGAAACUAAAGCCAAGAUAGAAGAGGAAGCCUAUAACAAGGGAUAUCAGGAAGCCUUGAAGAAAACCAAAGAACUUCAGGAACUGAAGGAAGAAGAUGAAGAGACACCCAAAGAAAGUCAUGAUGAACAUGAAGAAAGUGAAAAUGAAGAUGAGAUAAAAAAUCUGAAAAGCAGCAGACUUGAAGUCAUCGUGAAUUAUUUAUAUAUCCUGUACCCCAAACUGUGUAAACACUGGAAUGUGGUGUGGCUUGUAGUGGCUGCAAUAGUCAUUUUUGCUGUGGUGUUGGGAAUCUACCAUUCCUACAACUCCUGUGAUGAAAAGUCAGAGGCAGCUGAAGGGAAGGCCAGCUGUUCUGCAGCCCAUCAGUAUUCCUGGUGGAACUCAGGAUUCCGACCGGAGCAGCGCACGGAAUAACAGAG
Messenger RNA from Catharus ustulatus (Swainson's thrush), 3212 nucleotides. It is a transcript of the gene IRAG1, whose product is annotated as inositol 1,4,5-triphosphate receptor associated 1. The transcript has 24 exons. NCBI's taxonomy places the organism in Eukaryota, Metazoa, Chordata, Aves, Passeriformes, Turdidae. The coding region runs from base 673 to 3207 and encodes 844 amino acids. The record is from RefSeq and is a predicted model, not a curated record.